Messenger RNA from Trichoderma gamsii, 1356 nucleotides. RefSeq lists its product as hypothetical. NCBI's taxonomy places the organism in Eukaryota, Fungi, Ascomycota, Sordariomycetes, Hypocreales, Hypocreaceae. The record is from RefSeq and is a predicted model, not a curated record. The coding region runs from base 1 to 1356 and encodes 451 amino acids. The transcript has 2 exons.
AUGGCGUACGGAGGCUCUUACAACGCCUCGUUCAACCCGGCAAUGUCGAGUAGCGAGUCUUUUGGAAAUGGCCUCCUCGCCUCCUCGAUUUCCUCCCUCUCGUCGUCCGGAUCCAAGCGCUAUUCGCCCGUGUCCAAGACGUACCGACAAGCUUCAACGCUGUUCCUGACGCGUCGACUGCCCGAGGCUCUCAGCACACUGCGCCCCAUCAUCACGCCUCCCAGCUCUGCUGACGAUGGCGAGCCAGCCCCGGUAACCAAGUCUUCGCGAGGGACGAGGAUCAAGGUCUGGAGUCUGUACCUGACACUCCUCAACGCAAUUGUCGAGCUGGAGCCCGAGGAAGGCAAGGACGCCUUUGGCAACCAGGAGUGGAGAGCGCUGUGCUCCAAAGUGCGAGACGGCUCUAUCUGGGAGGAAGUAGUCCGGAAUGGAUACCACGGACUGGAGGGAGAUGUUGAUGCCGACGUCGUGAUCAACUUGGCGACGCUAUCACUUGCGCAUGCGCGCGACCAGUCUCUCAAUCAAAAGAUGCUGGAAAACUACCUAGCCUCGUCGAACAUUCCCAAUCUUGACCUGAAUGACUUUGCAAAGCCAUCGAACCGUUACCAGUCCCCUGCCAGGAGAGCCAACGGCGCAAAUACUCCAGGAGACUUAAAUUCACGAGUCAAGCUUCUGGAACUCUAUACUCUCCACGUCCUCCCCCAAAAUGGCGAGUGGGACUAUGCUCGCGAAUUCAUUGACGUGAGCGCUGUCCUCGAUGAGGAGCGCAGAGAAGCUUUCCAGCAAGCCCUGCAGAGUCUACAAGAGGAACAGGAGGAACAGGAGCGAAAAGACCGGGAAGAGCUAAAGCGGCAAGAGGAGCAACUACAGAAAGAUAUUGCCGAGGCAAAGCGGCUAAAGGCCGAGAAUGAAGAGAAGGAACGGAAACGGCUUGAAGAAGAACGUAUAAGCCGCGAGACAAGCGAAGGCGACUAUGGCAUCGAGCAGACUCCCAGCUUUAGCGGUGUAGGAAGAGCUGAACCCCCUGGAUCGCCCCAAACCGGCGUCGCGCGCCCUCCACGUCCGACUGGGAAAUCACGAUCAAAAGCUGGCGCAUCAUCAGCGGCGGCAGGGCCCCUAACCAUCACAGCACGAGCUACCUUGAUCUUAUCCCGCUUUCGACAGCUCUUUGAGAGUCUUGCGAGCUCCGUCACAGGCAAUCCUGCGAUACUGAUGAGGGUGAUGGCCUUCACCAUGGGCCUACUCAUCAUGCUCGGCCACAAAGCUACGCGGCAGCGAAUAGAGCAGAUCGUGAGGACGGCAUGGGCGAAAGUUGCAGCGACGGUGGGAAUGGGAACUAAGGUGAGCUACAUUUAA